This is a messenger RNA of Aphanomyces invadans, 4873 nucleotides long. RefSeq lists its product as hypothetical. The record is from RefSeq and is a predicted model, not a curated record. Lineage: Eukaryota; Oomycota; Saprolegniomycetes; Saprolegniales; Verrucalvaceae. The coding region runs from base 29 to 4822 and encodes 1597 amino acids. Gene Ontology annotation, molecular function: protein binding; zinc ion binding. The transcript has 17 exons.
GACGAACGUCGUCGCGACGUUUGUUCGCAUGGACUGGCAAGCGAAUUUGGACGCAAUCAUCAAGUGCACCGAUGAGAAUCUGCGGCAUCAAUUCGAGACGUACAAGUUUCCGUCGCCUACGCCAUUUCUGCGACCACCCAACCAGUACAAUUCCGUGUCAUUCCACCCAGCGUCUCCUACAAUGCAAUAUCAGCCACCUCCACCUACACCGCUGCAGCCCCCAGCGUCCCAGUCGAAGCCUUCUUUUGUGCCGCCGCCACCUCCACAAGACAACAAUGCUUCACCCUCUGACUAUGCUUCCUCGUUUCACCAUCAACAAACGUACAACUUGGCGCACAUGAUGGAGCAAGUUCGCUACAGCAUCAAGCUCGAAGUCGACGCACGCGCGGCCGUCGCUGAGCGACAGCUCAGCGCCAUCAUGGCCCUGACCAAGUCAAACUCGGAUGAACUAGAUCGCCUGCGUCUGGAAGCCAACACGACGGACCGCGAAGUGCGUGGCCUCGACCAAACGCAACAGAAGCUUCGGCAAGACAUGACGACCCAAAAGGACAUUAUGUACCACGUGCAGUCGAUGGCAGGGAAAGACGAGUCGUGGCGCUUGCAGGCGGACAAUCAGCUGCUCGAGUUGCGCCAGAUGAUUGCCGCGCUGCGCGAACAGCUCAACUCGUUGCAGGUGACCAUGCAGGAGAAGCUGAGUCGUCCUGAGUUACUCGUGCAUUUCAACGCGUGCGUCGAGCCACUCAAAGCUCAACUGAACGCUGGCAUUCAGCACCAAGCCCAAGUCAUUGGCGAACUGUCGCGAAACGGUGCCACGCACAACUACGUUGUGGAGAGCAUGGAAAAGCGCAUCAGGGAUAUGGACACCCAGAUGCAAACGAUGAAACACGAUGUGGAAGCCAUCGGGAAGCGCCACUUCCCAGACCUGCCACAAGCCCGAUGUGAUCUGCAGCCCCCUCCGCCGGAGGGUGUGUCGGUGGUUCAGGUGCAUGCAAUUGUCGAGGAGUUAUGCCGUGACAAGAUUGACGUCUUGGACACAAAGUGGACGGCUGCGUACGAGUCGCAUCGCUGUAAAGUUCAAAGCGCGUUGGACGAAGUGGAAGUGCGGUGGGAGCAAUUACGCCACGAUCUCGCGUCCAAAGCAACGACGGACCUUGCACAAGAGAUUUCCAAGCUCGACUGCCGUGUGCACGAAGGACACGACGCAACGAAAGCUCUGAUUGCCCAAGCGGCGCUGUCCUCAACGCAGACUAUCCGGGACGAAGUGGACAAGGAAAAAUGCGACCGAAAGCGGCAGAUCGAGACCUUGACGGACCAACUGAUGCAGCUCAAGUACGCGACGCAAGAGAGCAUGCACAAGGGGCUGCACGACGUGCGGAGCGAAAUCAAAGCAAUCAUGGCAGCGCACGACAAAGACGUUCAAGGGGUUUGUUUGUCCAUUGUUACCAAGGACGUACCGUCCAUCGUCCGCAAGGAAUGCGCUGACUGGCAGGAAAAAGUCGCGGUUGUCCAGAAUGACAUGGCCAAAAUCCGACACGAUCUGAUGCAAGUGCGCCUGGACGUGGACAAAUGUGCGAGUGCCACCGCGACGUGCCAAAGCGACCUUGUUUCGUCUCGAAAAGACAUGAUGGAGCACCAACUUGCUCUCGGCAGUAUGGCUACCGACGUCGCAUCGUUCAAGAGCGUCACGGACAACGCUAUGCGAGACGUUCGAGGACAACUCGAGUCGACGAAAGGCCAGUUCGACGUGGUACACAAGGAUCGUGUCGAAACGGAACGAACACUCCAGAGACGGCUCGAGCAAGACAUCACAACUGGCGUACGAAAAAGCGUCGAGGCAUUGGAACAAGAACUUCGCCGGCUGAAUACUCGACUGGAUGAUGCAAUGAAAGCCGAACACACUGCACCUGUCGGUGCAGCGCCCCUCAUGCCACCGCCACCAGGGUGUGGAUUUUGGCCCCCCCACAUGUUCAUGAUGGCGCCCCCUCACCCCAAUUCCAUUGCUGACGGCUCCAAGGUUGGUGGUGGACCCAUGGGGCAUGGCUACUAUCAGCCAUAUCAAUCGUUGUUUCACUUACACCCGUCUGGACAAUUUGGAACGAACGACCAAAAUCAAAGCCCGGUGCUGACUCACGCUGCUGCUCCAGCUCGAGUAUCAGUGCCCCAAGCUCCACCGAUAUCGACUUCUGCCGCGAAACAAUCCAGCGACCCGACUGCGAGCCCAGCCACGGACUCGAUCGCCCAACUGUCGCCACUGCCAGGACAUGUUACUCCUCCCCAAAUAGCUCCGUCGACAACCCCAUCGACCAUUUCGUCCAAGAUUUCUACGCCACCCGAGCCUGCCCAACACGCUCCAGCACCGACUCCAUCAGCCAAAAAUUCUCCUUCCGUCUCCGUCAAAACUAUCCCUGAAAGCGAGUGUGCCCCGGCGCCGUUCCAGACAGAAAAGCCGACUACAACGUCAGCGCCACCCAUUGUUGUGGGGAUUGCAGCGACAUCUUGUCCAGUGGCUUCGCCGGCGCUACCUAUGCAGUCCCCCGCGCCAAUUCAUGCCUCAGUUAUAACAGGCGCCUCCGUUACUUCUCCAGCGGCGGCACGAACAGCAUUAGUGCAGUUCAGCCAACCACGGAUGGACUCGCCACCUUCGGUACCUCCACUUUCCCAUACUCAAGAAAUACCAACGGAGCAUCCAUCCGCCACAGCGAGCGUGUCACCCGAGCCUGUGCCGAAAUCCAUCCCAACUCAGCAAAUCGAGAAAGAGCCCGCAGCUGGGACAUCACCUCCUCAAGGCAUUUCCAGCUCGAACACAAACAAUCCACCUUCAUCCAUUCCGUCGAGUCCCCCUGUGACUCAACAGCCCCUAGUUCCAGAAAAGCCGACGUCAUCACUAAACAAACCUCCUCCUCCAACAAGCCCACCCCCUCUGCAGGCUUCUUCGGCCACAAGUGCCAACGUAGCUCCUCCUCGAGUUACGAGUACUUCAGUGCAGCCGCCUUUACAAAUCCCCCCACCGUCGCCAAACCCAGUGCAACCUCCUAUCGCAGCAACUUCACAACCAACAUCGUCCCCGUCGUCUGCGCUGCAUCGGCAAGCGUCAUCGCCAUCCCUAUCAACGCCACCUCAUAACGCAAAAGACUCGACCAAAGCUCCUACCAUUCUCGACGAUCCUUCGAUGAAAGGCGCGUUGGCGGAAGCAGAGCUUGCCAAGGCCCGCGUCGAGAGUCGCCUUCGAAUCGAGCGCGAGCGCCGUCAUACGUUGGGCGGAAUGUCGUCGCCCACUGCAGCCGCAGAUGCCAGCGCCAGGUCGAUGGUCAACGCCUUGAGUGGCGUGGAACGGUGUUCGCAGUGCAACCAAGAGAUUUCUAAAGUGUUGAAACAUGAACACGAUCAACAGCAGUGUCCGAUGCGCAUGCAGACGUGCCCUACCUGCCAGCAAUCUUUGCGUGCCAAGGACAUUCCAGGUCACUUGUGUGACAAGCCACUGGCCAAGUGCAGACACUGCCUCGCCGACGUUGUCGAUGUGGCCGACCAUGAAACCAAAUGCGAACACGCGUUGAAGCAAUGCCCCCAUUGCCUGCGUCGUCAAAAGAUGGCUGACUUGCAAGAUCACAUAAACAACUGCGACUGUCGCCUUGUUCAGUGUCCAAAUGCAUGUGGGGGGAAAUUUCUCCAGCGUGGCCUUGAAAAACAUGUUCUAACCAAGUGCCCCAAGCGGCCUCAGCCCACGACGACGUCACCGAAGGCCGCACCGCCACCACCGUCGUCGCACAACAACUCUCUCAAACCAAAGGAAGAGCCCAAACCUUUGGUACAAGCCAAGGUCGAAUGCAAGUACUGUGACGAGGAGUACACAGCCGAUGGAAUCGACGCCCACGAGCAAAGCUGCGAUUGGAAGCCGAAGCGAUGCCAAUUUUGCAACAUGGUCAUCAUUUCGAGGGACCUGGCUCGACACGAAAGCAAUUGCAAACAGAGCAACCGGCAGUGCGCGCAUUGCCACCAAUCGUUUACAAGUCCUGCGUAUGCGUCCCACGUCCCCAAGUGCUUGAAGCGCCCGAUCAAGUGUAUUCGAUGCGGCGAUCUUUUUGCAGCUGACAUCAUUGUGGCUCACUCGACGUCGUGCAAGCCGGGCGAGGCCAAGAGCACCAUCCCACCUCCCCCAUCGACGCCGCCUCCCAUUCAAAUCCCCCAGCAAGGUUCCCCGUCGAAGCGACGAUCCGAAAGUGAUUUGCGGAAACUCGUGACGAAGCCCGACCAUGAAGGGGGCCCCAGCGACCGAUCGUCUCGACGAAACUUCGCCCUUUCACAGCUCACUGCCCCACACGAACAGAGCGUCACUGGUCGCGCCACCAUCGGCCGCAAUGGCCACCGCGACGUGGACGCAGAAGAAGAAGAGGAAGACGGCGAACACGACUUGGAUGAUGUGACGCUGGCCCAAGUCGUGGCCGAAUGGAAUGUGGAGCACGUGUGUUUAUGGCUGCGAGAGGACGUUGUCGUCCCUGACGUCGUGGAUCGAUUCGAAGCUCUCCAAAUCGAUGGACAAAUGUUGCUGGAGCUCGACGAACAAGCCCUCGUGAAUGAUCUUGGAAUCAAAGCGAAAGCGAGUCGGGAUCGAAUCCUAGCGGCGAUUGAUGCCAUCAAAACAAGCGAAGACGAUGAAGACGAAGAGGACGAAAGCGACGAAGUAGUUGCUCCUCCAUCCAGUACCACCCGCCAUGGAAGCGCUCUGGCCCGACGACUGUCCACGGGAUCGAGCCCCCAAACACAGGCAAACUUGUUGAGUCGAAUCAACUCGGCAUUGUAUCCCGCCCCCACAUGUCGGAAAUAGCAUUCGCUGGUGAUAAGUUUUGAAUGGCAUGUGGAUGUUUUUCUUGCCAAA